CGGCCGACCAGAGCUGCGGGUCCUGCGCGGGGCAGGGUGGCUUGGCGACGGUGGAUUUCCUGAGGAAAUCUUGGAGACCGUGUGUGGAAGCAUCGGAGCUUUCUGGAGCCCCCGCGUCUCAUCUGCUCUUUAAUCUCAAAAACUUUACUUAUUAUCCGGGCUGAGACUCACCGAAACCACUUCCUGUUUAUAUAUGUAGACUUUCUUUUUUACUCCUGGGUUUUAGGGACUCCAAAUAAUAGUGUAGGUGUGAGCCUCCCUCACGGUUUGGCUGUGGGACUGCUGAAGUGGAAAGUUACCUGUUAGCGAGACGAGCAUGGAGUGGGGGUGGGACCGUAAGACCCGAGACGAAAAAGGCGUCAAAAUCAAGUCUGGCUCAUUAGGGGGAAGUUCAUGUCUUGACCAAGAGGCCUAAUACUGCUGUUCCCACAGAAUGUACUCUUGGUGGCAGGGAGCUCCUCGCGGGGCUUUGUUGCUCUUGCUAACUGGACUUGUGUCUGCUCUGUGCAGGGAGGGGUGCAGUAAAACUACCUAGUUCAAUUAACUGUAGGCAUUUACUCCCCCUUUCUAGAUCUGCAGAGGUAAAAGUGUGUCUUUCCAUCCUUUGCAGUGGUUAAUUCAUUUCUUGCUCUUUUCAUUCCUCUGGUUUAAAAUAUAUGUAUGAAUGAUGCACACACACACCUUUUCUGUUUUGGGAAUUCCACACCCAAAUUGUCACCAUCUAGUGGAGACUAGUAUAGACAUGUUCUUGGCGUUGAGUUCUGAAUUUUCUGGGCUUUGCAUUUUUAGCUAGAUACAUUUUCAACCAGAAAUGAAAAUUUUCACAGUUGGUUGGGUGGUGGGGCAGGAGUAGGUCUACCUCCCCCUCAGUAAAGGAGGUAUUUAAUAAAGCAACAAUAAUAGCAAUAAUAGGAACAGUUCUCCAGGACUGUGUACCAAGCUUUAUGCCAAGAACUUUACUUUCUUGAUCUCAUUUAAUAACAGACUUUUGUGGUAGGUAUUGUUAUUUUUCCCAAUUUUUUUUCAGUUGAAACUGAAACCAAACAAAUAACUUGCCCAAGGUCACAAAAAUAGCUCAUGGUGGAGCCCACAAUUUAACUGCUAGAUUAUACUGUUAACUUCUAAUUUGCUUACCAUUUAGCAAAAUUGAAACUGGAGUCUUACUAGAAGUUUUUCAAAGCACUACUUCUUCAAGCUCUUUUUCAGAUCUUGAGCAUCCAUAAUUCUCUAAGGUACACACUAUGGUAUGUGCACAGUAUUCAUUUGUUUAUUCAUUCUUUCAUUCAGUAUUCCCAAGUGUUUAUGUGAUACAGAAUGUGUGCCAGGCACUGUGCUAGGUACUGGGGAUACUGCAAUGAGUAAGGCAGAACACAAUCUUGCUGUCAUGGAGUUCUCAGGCUUUUAAAUCAGUGUAUUUUGGUUUAUGUUGUUAAUUUUUAAGUGGUGACCAUUUGCUGUACUUAAGGACCUGCUUAAGUCAGUUAAAUUAGAGGACACUACUGGUGUAAGGACUGAUAGAUAGGACUUCCUGUCCACAGAGUGACUUGGAUACUGUAGUAAAAAUGGCAUAUAAAACAAAUUCUCGCCUAUGGCUAGGGUGCUCAGAGUAAGGCUGUCUCCCCACCCACCCCACCCCCGCCAAAUGCUCAAACCCUGAGACCAAACCCAUUGUCAAAUAGCACAGUUCAACUUAUUUGCUGAGCCCUGCCUUCUCAAAGCCCAGAAUUUAGGCAACAGAAAGGAGAAGAAAGGUAGAAUGAGGUGUUGCAGAUGCCGGCUGGCAGAGAAGAGACUUCAGCACUUUGUUUGGUUUCCUGGCAGGUCUCCGUCAUGUGGUGACUGAACUUGACGCCCUUAUGUAAUAAUGGUGCAUCUCCUGGCAGGGGAUUUCCUCCUUUGCUGUAGCUGGGGCAGCAAUUUCUACAGCUACCCUCCUACUCCAUACACAUAUAUGCACCUUCCAAAGGUAAAUCUUCCCGUGGCUGACUUUAGAAUUCUUACUUCUGGCUUUUAAAUUUUUUCUUUUUAAAAUAACUUGGACGGAUAAAAGAUGUGCCAUGGCAGGAUAGCACCAAAGAGCACCUCAGCGUUGGCCGUGGCCUCCGCGGGACUUGGAAUGUUCCUUCCGCUGGUGAUCCUUAGCACCCUCCUUGGAGACGGACUUGCCUCAGCCACAGAAGGAGAUACUACUCGGACCUGCCUGGGAGGAUCGUUGGGAAGAUUGUCUGACAUAAUAGUGUGUUCCCUGCCCCCAGAGCCAGAGAAUGGUGGCUAUAUCUGCCACCCCCGGCCUUGCAGAGACCCCCUGAACGCGGGCAGCGUCAUUGAGUACCUGUGUGCUGAAGGCUACAUGUUGAAGGGCGAUUACAAGUACCUGACCUGUAAGAAUGGAGAGUGGAAGCCAGCCAUGGAGAUCAGUUGCCAUCUCAACGAGGACAAAGAUGCCCACACGUCCCUCGGGGUCCCCACGCUGUCCAUAGUGGCUUCCACCGCCAGCUCUGUGGCGCUCAUUCUCCUCCUUGUGGUGCUGUUUGUACUGCUGCAGCCGAAGCUGAAGUCGUUCCAUCACAGCAGGCGUGACCAGGGGGUAUCUGGCGACCAGGUGUCCAUCAUGGUGGAUGGAGUCCAGGUUGCACUCCCGUCCUAUGAAGAGGCUGUGUACGGCAGUUCCGGUCACUGUGUGCCACCUGCUGACCCCAGGGUGCAGAUCGUGCUGUCAGAAGGGUCUGGGCCCAGUGGGAGGAAUGGGCCAAGGGAGCAGCAGUUGCAAGAGCAGGGGGCCGGCUCCUCUGCAGGCGGAGAGGAGGAGGCCCCGGGCCAGUCGGGACUAUGUGAAGCCUGGGGCCCUCAGAGCUCAGAGACUGUGCUGGUGCACCAGGCAGCCACCUCCUCCUGGGUGGCCGGCUCAGGGAACAGCCGAGGGGCUUACAAAGAAGCCCCAGAUUCAGAGAACAGUGACAUACAAAGCCUUUUGUCCCUCACAUCGGAGGACUACACAGAUGAUAUCCCACUGUUGAAAGAAGCAUGAGCGCUGCCACGGGCCUCUCCUCUCUGCGACGGUCCUCUGUGCCCUUCUUCCCUCUCCCUGUGGGUUUGAGCACCCUGUCCUCCAGCCACCCUACCCGGAUACCUGAGCUGCCACCUGUGUAUCUGUGUGUCUCUAUAUCUCUGAGGGCCUCCAGGGCCACCUUGCUGGAAACUCAAGGAAGAUUCUCACCAUCUGUCUGCUGGACAGCUGGAAGAGCUGGCAUUUUGCCUAGCCCGGUCUUCCCAUCUGUGUCGGGGACAUAUUUGAAUGUGCUGGACUGAACUCUUCCUUUCCCUGAGCCCUCUGGGUCCCCUCCGGCCAGCUCUUUGGCGGCAGACCCCAUCAGCCCCCGCGGGCCUGAGAGCCGCUGUGUUUACUUGUGCCUUCCCCCCCAGCCCAUCGAGUUCCCCUGUCAUGCAGGCUUGUUGCUGUCCUCCAGACCUCAGUGGCAGCACUGCUGCCCUCUGCCGCACAGGGGGCUGGGCCUGGGGCUGAGGCUCUCCUGGGAACUUUGAGGGCUGGCACCACUGCCCUUAGCAGGAGCAGAUCCAAAGGCGGCUCUAAUUAGGGCAGGAAUAUGGGUGCCUGGGCCUGCCCUUGGUUGACACCGGUGGCACAUUUCUUUGGCCAAGGAUGGAGGAUGCAGAAAAUCAUGCCAAAGCUAUCCCAGCACCCAGCUGUCCAGCUCGGAGGUGCUGGCUUCUGGCCCUGUUCAGUUUCCAAGAAGCGUGGAGAAGACCCUGAGGGAGGGAAGGAAGGUGGCUGAUAAUGAUCGUCUUCCUAAUAUGCAAGUCCUCACUUCCUACUUCAGCGUCGGCCAUCCUGGCCUUGGUUUUCUCUGUUUCACUGGAGUAUAAGGGGAAGUGGCCUGCUGCCUCCUGGGUUGGAUUCUUGGCAACCUCCGCUUCCUUGCUGCCCACAGGGGCCUGAGGUGAAUCAUCUCUGGGACGGGAGAGUUGCUAAGGUGCCGCUGAAUGCCCGUGUGGCCAUGGCAUUUGGGGCAGGUUGCCCCGUUCUGGGUUUGUGGUGACAGAAGGGAGCCUAAGAGGCGCAGACCGAGUCCCCAGGCAGCUGCAGGCAGCUCCAGCCCCGGUCCUGAGGGUCCUCGUCACCACAGUCACGUGCCUUAGUAACUGUGCCCAGGAAGCGUGCUGCUGCUUGCCGCACCGCUGCUUUUCCUACUCGUGUUUCCCCUGCCACCCUUCCAUGUGCCCCAGCUGACAGAGGGCUCUGUGCUCUCCCCUGGCACCUGGGGAGGGGCUGACAGUCCUCAGCAUCCCACCUCGCUGGUCUGCGGUGGGUGAAAGCUUGCCAAACAGCCUGGCCCCGGGGCCCUUCCACUGAAGGGGGUGGGCUCCAUGCUCCCCGAUGCUUCUGCUGGGGGCCUCUCACUCUGCCAUCUGUGGAUGCUGUCCAGGGCCGGGGUGGCAGAGCUCAGCCAGGCUACUGCCAUCCUCAAAAGAUGUGGCAUUGAGGAACGCUUAUUUCUGUUUUGUUUUUGAAGCACUGGGGCUGGGAGACUUGUCGCUGACCCCGCCUGCACCUCUGCUCCUCCCCAAGCUGCUCUGUUCGGGGUGGUGAAGACAAUAAAGAACCCAGUAUAUUUUCAGUACCUGACCUAACAGGGUAGCUCCAGGCGGGGAUGGCCACAAAGGUAGGGGAAUGGCCUCCUCUCAGCCUCCUGCAUCACUCUCACGCGCACUUUACUACCCGCUCGUUCCCAGCCUCCUGGCACCACUGUAGUCUUCCUUCGCUCAGGGUAAGGGCAGUGCCUGCUGGGCCUGCGGGCGCCCCCACAUCUCUCCCCUUCCCCACCCAGGAGCCCUGGCUGGCGUGGUUCCAUAUGGAACAGGUUGGCGGAGGUGCUGGAACACAAGCCUCUGAGGGACCUGCAAAAGACCAGGGGACCUGUCCUUGGCCUCCGAAGAGGCCGUUUCUGGAGAUGUGCCUGCCAGCAGUUGCUGGCACUGGGCCCAUCUGGAGGGUGGGGUCCCUAUGGACCCUAGUUGCCUCAUCAUGCACGGGCUCUCCUUUACCCACAGAGGUGCCCUUGGUUUCCUCCAGAAAAGAAAGCAGGAACAGAUGGUGGAGGGAUCCAAAGUCUCACUGUUGGGCUUGCAGCCUGAAUAAGGGUCUAGAAUAUUUUUUAAAAAUGGAAGAUCUUACCCUUUUUUAUAUCAUUACUGUGGGUUUUCCCCCCUAAGAGAUUGUGCUAUUUGUUUUGGGUUUAUUCAGCCACAUAAGUGACUGGCUUAGCCCUUGAAAAAAAAAAAAAGAAAACCCUUUCUUCUGAAGCCUUCUCCACCUCACCCGCCAUUAACACUGUCCUGGGGAUCACAAGCCCAGACUUGCCUACCUGGUAGAAAGAAAAGUCUGGAUAAAUGGGAACCUAGUGCACACACACCCCUUUGCCCCCUCUGUCCCCUCCCCUGCAUCAUUGGCUUUGCUGAGCGCCACACCCCCAUGUCCCUGGAAACCCCUGGGCCUGUGGUGGGAGGAGCCUAGGCCUCCCAUUCACUUCGCACUUCUCUGAAGCAGUUUCUUAGCCAUCAGACAGGUGCUGCUGUUUCUAGGGCUUCUGGGCUUUGUCCCUUUCAAGGGAUUAGGAACUCCACAGCUGCCUCGAGGUGGAGCCUGGCGGAGAGACAAGGGCAGUGGCAGGUGGCAGGCUGUUAGGCUGCCAAAGGAGCCUAGAACAGGUGGGAGAAACUGCCCAGGGCCUGGCUUUCCAGGGCUCAUCUUUAGGGGAGUCCAGCAGAGGGCUCGUCCAGGAGAACGGCCCGCACCAAAGGACUAGAAGUGUCUUUUUGCACACAUGAGCUGACUCAGUGCAGGUUUUAUAUCCUGGUGACUUGCCAGCGACUUUCAAGGGCCAGUGUGUGGUGAAAAUCAUUUAAGAUUUCCGUCCCUUUCAAUGCCUUAGUUUAGCAGAUAGGCUCUCUCUUUUGCCAUUUCUGAAUUUUGUGUGCUGUGUUCCUGUUUCACUGGUGUGAACUGUAAAAUGGGCUGAGUCUUAGCCACUUUUUGAGUUCUUUUGGCUUUACAGGGCAUUUCAGUAAGCAUUCUACCAACACUCCACUUGCAAACAGAACUGAAGCUCAUGUUGUCUUCCCCAUUCAUCCCUUCUUCCUCCUACUCCUCUCCCCUUCCCCCGCAGCUUUCAAGUUCUGUGGAGAAGCCUGAUGGCAAGACAGACAAAGGUAGACUUUUCCGGCUUCUUUAGUGCUGGCACAGGAUCCACAGGCAUUCGGCCUCUCCCCUCCCGGUUCUGCCUAAGCUCUCAGACCACCUGCUUCCACACAGCAGUGUCUCCCGUUGGCAGGGAACACCGUCACAUAGAGAAUGGGAUAUGCUGCAGACCCUUUUACAUCCUUGCCUUUCAUUCCUCCUUAAAGAGAAUACAGGACCCAGAAGGGAAGUGGUACACAGACUUUAUAGCUUAAUGUCCAGAUGUGCUUGCUGAGGACAGUGAUGCUGGGGCUUCUUUUGGGGGUUGCUGCUGGGGGCCCCUGGCUCUCAGGAGAGGGCCAGUCAUUACCAGUGCCCAGGGAGGGGCUGAAAGGGAUUUUGCUUGGCAGAAGCAUGGACUGAGUGGUAGAGUAGCUGGUCCCCUGGAAAGGCAGCAGGCUCAGCUUUGCUGCAAAGCAGCUCCUCUUAAUCUCCAGGUGAAAACCUAAUAGAAUUUUGAAUGAACCCCCCCCCUCAGGUUGAGCCCUCCGUCGGGCAGCAGAGCUAACUGGAGGGCAUGUAGGGGCCAAGCACUCAGAUUGCCAAGCAGGAGGAGAGAUGGACGCGGGUUGCACAGCAGCCCACCACACCCUGCCCUGGCUUCUUAACACACCACUAUGGAAUCCUUUGCAGAAUGGUACUCCUAUAUAAUGGUUUCAAAUGACACAUGCAUCAUUGACUCUGUGCAGGAUGUCACUCAAUCAGUUUGGGUUUGCUUUAUUUUAUUUUAUAUAUAUAUUUUUUGGUAUCCUGUACAUUGCAGUGGGUGUGAAGAUAGUAUUUUAAUAUUUGUACAAAGUUUAAUUUAAUUUUAAUUGUUCUAUGUAUAUAACUGCAUUUCUAAAUAAUAAUUAAAAAAAGAUUCUUAUGAA
Messenger RNA from Ailuropoda melanoleuca (giant panda), 7128 nucleotides. RefSeq names its product sushi domain containing 6 (gene SUSD6). The record is from RefSeq and is a predicted model, not a curated record. Gene Ontology annotation, biological process: DNA damage response. The transcript has 7 exons. NCBI's taxonomy places the organism in Eukaryota, Metazoa, Chordata, Mammalia, Carnivora, Ursidae. Bases 2051 to 3028 code for a protein of 325 amino acids.